AUGAUCUCAAAUUGGAAAAUGAUUCAACUCCAUAAAAUUUAAAAUAUGGUUUAGAAAUUCUACAAAAGGUGUAAUUGGGCAUUAAGUUAGUCAUCGAACCUUUGGCUUCAAUUACAAGCGUAAGAUUAGAAUGUGCAACUAAAUUACAACUAGAAGCUUGAUAAACAUUUUAUUGAAAUAAACUUGAAAAAACAUGGUGUAUAUUAUAAUGGGCAUGUUAAAUUCUAUUAGAAUGUUUGGAAAAUUUAUUUAAUAUAAUCAUAGAGAUGUAGAUAUGUACAAAGAUCGUGUUGCAAAUUAUCAAUUGUAGUGUUGGAAGGAACUUCUAAUAAGUUAUUGGAAGGCUUUAAAGGCAGAUGGUAUCUAACAGAUGUCAAAAAUUUCUUUGGAAUAUGGAGUUGGGGACCUCUGCCAUUAGAUUAAAUAUUGUGA
Messenger RNA from Paramecium octaurelia, 432 nucleotides. The record is from the annotation of a GenBank genome assembly. Lineage: Eukaryota; Ciliophora; Oligohymenophorea; Peniculida; Parameciidae.